AUGGAUAAGGAUCCAGGAUACAUUAAAAGGUCUGGAGAACUGGGUGACAAUGAAGCUGCAGAGGAUCCUUUAUUGAAUAUUGAUCUGAACAAUUCUUCUAUAUGGACGGGAAGUUGGUCCCAACUUUGCCCAACCUGCAAGAUAAUUAGGCCUGUUCGUUCUAAGCAUUGUCCCGUAUGCAAGCACUGCGUGGAACAAUUUGACCAUCACUGCCCUUGGAUAUCUAACUGUGUGGGGAAGAGGAACAAACGUGACUUCUUCAUAUUUUGCUGCUUGGGGACUUUGACAUCGGUCCUUGGUGCUGUAAUUGCAGUUCAAAGGAUUUGGACUGGAAUACCAGCAAUGCCUAAAGAAGCAUGGAUUCAGCAUGUUGUGGUGGGACAUCCUGGAGUUGUCGUGUUUCUGGUUUUUGACAUGAUUAUUUUGAUUGCUGCUACGACUUUGACCGCAGCACAGGCAUCACAGAUAGCUCGAAAUAUCACUACUAAUGAAUUAGCAAAUGCUAUUCGAUAUGGCUACCUUCGUGGCCCAGAUGGGCGGUUUCGGAAUCCAUAUAACCAUGGUUGUCGAAAGAAUUGUACGGAUUUUAUCAUUCAUGGCUACACAAACGAUGAUGAGGUUGCUUGGCCUCCCUUACAGCAAGUUGCCAGUUAGAACCACUCAAACUACAUGUUUAUAAUAAAUUAGUGAAUUCUGUUGUAAUACAAAUUAGUUAAUCCCUUGUAAUACCAAGAAAUAUUGGUUUAGAUUGUUUGUCAAGCUUGAGAUCAUUCAUUUAAAAUACUUUAAGUGCCUAAUUUUACCAUCGAAAAUUCAACAGA
Molecule: messenger RNA, 821 nt
Organism: Carica papaya (papaya)
Lineage: Eukaryota; Viridiplantae; Streptophyta; Magnoliopsida; Brassicales; Caricaceae
Source: RefSeq, a predicted model, not a curated record